GCCCGGCAUGGCCUACGUAGCUGUCAGUAGAGUGACGUCUCUCAGUGGACUGUAUCUUCUUGAUAUGGAGGAGAAAAAAAUAUUCACCAAUCCAGAAAUCACUGCAGCGCUUGAGAACAUGAGACAAGCCAGCCUUGAUGACAUGAUGCCUCUUCUACAUGUGAGACAAACACUGAGCAGGUCAGAGGUUUUCACCAUUGUUCAUCAUAAUACAGAGGGACUGCCAGCUCACAUUAAUGACAUCAAGAGUCACCAUGAAUUGUGUCUAGCAGAUGUUUUGUGCCUAACAGAAACACACCUGCGGGGCUCUUUUGUCGCAGAGAGUCUCCACUUGGAAAAUUACAAUUUGUUCAAACGCAACAGACACCUGUCCUACACAAACUUUCCCCAGAUGGCAAACAGAAGUGGUGGGGGAGUUGCUGUUUAUGUGAAGAGUGACAUUCAAGUGCAUGAAAAACAGUACAUCCAUAAUGUAACUGACCUUGAAUUUCUGGCUUUAAAGGUUGAAGCACCAGUCAGUGCUCUGAUUGCAGUUGUGUACAGACCUCCAGACUACACUCUGAGGCCAUUCCUGAAAAACCUGCCAGAGCGAUGUCUCCAUUCUGGAGUCAUGAAGACCUACUAUAGUUACCAUGACCCUGUAUACUGUGUAUUGUCCUGUGAUGAUUCAUGAUCUAGAUCUUUGACUGCAGUAAGUAAUUUCUAUAUUUUUGAAUGACUUAAGAAAGUAGAGCGAUAUUUAAAAGUUGACUUAAGAAAAAGCGCCCUGCAUUGCAAUAUAAUGUUUGAAUUGUCUACAUAAAAUACAAUUAAAUGAAUUAAGUAAUGAUAUCAGUAAAAGAUGACAAUUUUAUGUAUUACAGAAAAUCUAAAAAUCAGAAAUCUAUGAAUGUCAGAAAAAUCAAAUAUAGCAGUUUAAAACAAACAGUGUAGGCAUAUCCUCUCUGCAGCCAGGCUUCAAAAUCCUGCCAGGCUGCCCCAGUCUCACUGUGGCUGGGAGGGAGGGAGGGUGGACCAGAGGAUUGCCCACACAGCAAAUAAAUAUUCAACAGCUUCUUCAUUGUUUCUGAGAGAACAACACAGACUAAAGGUUGCUUUAAAAAAAAUAAAAAUAAAUAAAAAUAGAAAUCUAAUUACAGCAAUAAUGACAGUUAAGCCAGUUUAUCUGUGCCUCUAUUUUGAAAUAAUAUUUACAAAAAUGUUAUUGAUUUCAGUUUGUUAUAAUCUUUAAACUUUUUCAAAAGUAUAUCAUUAU
This is a messenger RNA of Oreochromis niloticus (Nile tilapia), 1255 nucleotides long. RefSeq lists its product as uncharacterized. NCBI's taxonomy places the organism in Eukaryota, Metazoa, Chordata, Actinopteri, Cichliformes, Cichlidae. The transcript has 2 exons. Gene Ontology annotation, molecular function: catalytic activity. Bases 8 to 673 code for a protein of 221 amino acids. The record is from RefSeq and is a predicted model, not a curated record.